AUGACUCAGUUCGGUCGGAUGUGGUGGCUCCCACUGCUGCAGUGGCUGGUGAUUGGAAUAGGAAUGAGGUGCGUGCAGGCCUGGAGCUUUGGGCCAGUUCAAUCGGAUGGGGGUCAGGAUGCGGGUCGAGUGCCGCAACCCAGUGAUGUGGGAAGCACGGCAAAUCACACGAUACUCACCAGGCAGCUGAUUGUGGGCACCCUGCUGCCGCCGCAAGUUUCGCCGGGCACCUGGCCACCUGUGCCCUCCAUAGUGAAUCCCGGAACCACCAGUUAUUGCCAGUGUGUUCCACCGGGAUCCUGUGCCAAUCCCAUUCCCACUGCACCCAGCGAUGGCAGUGGCCAGCUGGACAUCAGGAUUGUCAAUAACGGAGGAUAUCCCUCUAUUCCCACCACUUCUGCCACACUGACCUGCAACUAUGGACUGGUGGCCUGCUGCCAGGCGGGAAGCUAUCAGUGUGGUCGCCGUUUUCCACCUCCUCCCGGCUCCUCGACGGCAGGAGCGGGUCAGGCGAGCUUUGGAGCAUAUCCCUGGCAGGCGGCUCUGCUGACCACCGCGGAUGUUUACUUGGGUGGAGGAGCACUGAUCACCGCCCAACAUGUCCUGACCGCCGCCCACAAGGUUUACAAUCUGGCGCUCACCUCCUUCAAAGUUCGUCUGGGGGAAUGGGAUGCCAGCAGCACCAGCGAACCGAUUCCCGCCCAGGAUGUGUACAUCUCGAAUGUGUACGUGAAUCCCUCGUUCAACCCGAAUAAUUUGCAGAACGAUGUGGCCAUCCUGAAGUUGUCCACUCCCGUUUCGCUGACCAGCAAAUCCACAGUGGGCACCGUUUGUCUGCCCACCACCAGUUUUGUGGGUCAACGUUGCUGGGUUGCCGGCUGGGGCAAGAAUGACUUUGGAGCCACCGGAGCUUACCAGGCCAUCGAGCGGCAGGUGGACGUGCCGCUGAUUCCCAAUGCCAACUGCCAGGCGGCGCUGCAGGCCACCCGCUUGGGCUCCUCCUUCGCCCUCAGCCCCACCAGCUUCAUUUGUGCCGGCGGAGAGGCUGGCAAGGAUGCCUGCACCGGCGAUGGGGGUUCGCCUCUGGUCUGCACCAGCAAUGGCAUUUGGUACGUGGUGGGACUGGUGGCCUGGGGCAUCGGCUGCGCACAGGCAGGAGUUCCGGGGGUCUACGUCAACGUGGGCACCUACCUUCCCUGGAUUCAGACCACGCUGACGCUGUAGAAACU
Drosophila takahashii is the source of this 1229-nucleotide messenger RNA. Its product is annotated as phenoloxidase-activating factor 2. NCBI's taxonomy places the organism in Eukaryota, Metazoa, Arthropoda, Insecta, Diptera, Drosophilidae. Gene Ontology annotation, biological process: proteolysis. Gene Ontology annotation, molecular function: serine-type endopeptidase activity. The record is from RefSeq and is a predicted model, not a curated record.